Molecule: messenger RNA, 3297 nt
Organism: Colletotrichum acutatum
Lineage: Eukaryota; Fungi; Ascomycota; Sordariomycetes; Glomerellales; Glomerellaceae
Exons: 5
Coding region: 1-3297 (1098 amino acids)
Source: RefSeq, a predicted model, not a curated record
AUGGUCUUUUCAGAGAACCCAGUCAACAGACGUGGCGAAGUCAUGGUCGUCUCAUCGAAUACAGGCCCACCACGGCUCGACCUCGCACUCGCCCGGGGUCGCCGCGGCACGUUCGACAGCUUUGACAGCGGCAGCGAACGCGGAUUCCACCCUCGCACGGCACGCUCGUCCAACGACCUCUUCACACAAGCCCUCGGCAGGAUCGAUACGGCAGAUUGCGACUCGGAAUGGGGCGCGGUGCGCGCGAGCGCCAGGGAGAACUGCGACAGAGGAGGGGGCAUGGCGGACCUCAUCGACUUCCUCCGGACUACCUCGCCGCCGCCAGAAUUCCCCUCGCAACAGUCCCUUUUCGAAGACGACGCCGCCACCACCGUCGUCACCGAGUCCCAGGAGCAGCAGCGGGAGAGAUGGGGACUGCUCAGGAAGCUGCGCCGGCCGCGCACGCGGGCCAGGUCAGAGUCGCCCGUCCGCCGACCCCGAACCGCAGGACUUCCCAACUCUGCCGUCGCGUCCAAGACGAGCAGCGGCCACUCGCAUAUCGCAAUUUCCAUCCCGCUGGAGUACUGCCACGUAGGACCGGACUCUGACUGGGCCCUCGCCAUCUUCAAUGCCACGCCACCAUUACCCCCAACUCCCCCGGUCAGAAUCAGCGACGAGGAAACCAGGAACGGCAUCAGACCUUAUGCUAGCGAGCGUACGGUCACUGUUCUCAAGACUGUCAGUGAGAAGGGAUCCAUCUCGACGCUCGAUACGAUGAGCACCAAGAGGGGAUGUAAGGGCUCGGUGUCGAUAUGGCCCAAGAUCAACCCCAACCCCAUGAGUCCGCCCAGGACGCCUUACACGACACCUCCGGGUAGCUUGCGUGGGCGCUCCUCAAUGUCAAAGACUAGGCGCGACCGACUGCCUCCUCCGCCGCCUCAGUACGCCGAACUCCCGGCCGAGCCCGUCCACGCGGCCAAGAGCUCUUACAGCAGUCUCAACAAAGAGUGUGGGUUCUCCAGGGACGAGGGCUCCAUUGCUCAGAUCCCCAACACGAAGAGACCCAGAGCGAGAACAACGCCAAGGCGGCCUGAGAAUAUCGUGCUGCCGCCGAGAAGGUCGAGCAUCAAGAUUGUGAGGCCACAACCAGAUGCAGUCCUAGACAGUCAGAGGUCGAUCGAUGGCAUCCUGGGCGGUGGCUCUCAGCGCCAGAGUGUACUGUCAGACGGCCCUCAACUGAGUCCCGGAGCCUUUUCCGAGGCACACUCCAUCAGUCCGAGCAUCGCAACCACAGAGCUAUCAGAGCCGGUCAUUUCGAGCGCCCGGUCUGCAAAGGCAUACUCAAUGGCAUCUAUCAAGCAGUCCGACAUGCCGGUACUACCAUCUCGCCAGUCCUUUUCUGUCCGGCCGGGGAGCAGCGAUACAGCGCAGACCACCCUUGUGGGAGAGUCGCUGGCGUCUCGAAACCCCUCCACAAGAACGGCUGCCUCGCGGCAAAGUCGUAAGGAGCGUGUCAAGUCUCUUAAGCAAAGAGACAUGGAUGCGCUCCGAGCUCUCACAAGACAAGGACCCCAAGACGAGGACGGCGAGGUGACGCCGAGGCCCAGGACUUGCGAAACGGUCAUUAGCUCCCUGCGCCUCCCUUCUCGAGAUGGCACGUUCGGGUCCAAGGACCACCUACCGCAAACAAAGUUAUCCGCCACAAACUUGGCACACAUGGCCAAGUCUCACAAGAAAGCGACAAAACACAACAAGAAUGGUACUUCAACCAAGAUAUCAGACUGGCAGGCCACGCAGGAUACCGAGACGGAAACCCCAGGAUGGGAGACGGCGCAAGAGGAGCUCACGCCCGGCUGGGAAUCCGCACUGGAGACGCCCACAAUCGACUGGGACAAGACGCCGUUUUUGGGAGACAUCACGGCCGCCGACCAUCGGACCUCGACUGACACGAUGGACACAGCCGCUAACACGUUUGGGAACGGGGACGUGAGAGACAGCACGCUCAGCUCCGAGCCGCCUCGUCGGUGGGGCAGUCUUCACCGCGCCAGCUGGGCGAGCUCGGUACCACUCUUGGACCGCAUUGGAAGCUUCGCGCCGUCCGACGCGAGUAUCGUCGCCCAAGCGGUAGAAAUGGACGAUGGUCACGCAGAACCGCGACCAGCUCGCAUGACGCGCGCCGACUCGGGCACUCUUUCACAAGCGGACGCGGACCGGCUGUGCUCGAACCGCUUCAGCUUUGCGCUGUCCGACGAUAAGGUCAAGAUUGAUGUCGCGGACGACAGUCAGUCCAUCGCGGGCAGCAUCGCUGCCUUCCCCAAACCCGGCUGCGGUCCUCGACUGAGCGCCAUCAUGCCCGUCGCCGAGGUCGUCCCCUCGCUUCCGGUGGACGAGAGGUGGUCUGCGUCAACCCUCAACUCGCCGGUGACGGUCAUCGAGGUCUCGCACCCUCCCUUUGCGACCAGCCAGCCGUCGGGACAAGCUCCGACGCACGUUGCUCGCCCACAUACUGCGGGCAACACUAACCCCGUGCUCUUCAACACCGCCAGGGCCGAGGGACAUAUCGACUCGUCUGACAGCAAAAGCGACGCAGACGAAACAGCAACCCUACGCCCGAAAAGCCUCCGCUCUCAAGAGGGAGACCGAGACCCCCUCAACCUGCUCACCAUGUCAGCCCGCGAACUCCGCAACCACUACGCCAACCUCCGCAGCGUCCAGGUAAACAAUCUCGCGCACGAGAUGCUCCGCAACCAGGAGCGCCUCGAGCUGCGCAUGCACCAGCAGGAGCGGAACCAGAUGCUCUUCAUCGAGCGCCUCGAGCGCUGCAUGAGCGACCUGCGCAGCCUCCCCGGCGGCGGCGUUGGUCUCGGUGACGACGGAGGAGACGACUACGUCUACGAAGAGCAGCACAUCAGCCGCGACGCGAGACACGAGGUCCGCGUGCGGAGGACGGGCCGCAUACGCGGGAACACUACGAGCACCACCGCCACUACCACCACCACCCGGACAUCACAGCGGCAGCGGCAGUCCGAGGAUUCCCACACCCGGGGGAACGGUGCUCGACGCACCGGUGGGGACUUUGACGACUUUGACGGGGACUUUGUGCACCUCAUUCAUCCCCGACAGAGGCGCCCGUCCACCUCGCACGAGAUCACCCCUCGCACCAGCGUCAGCAUCGGUGGCGGCGGCAGGGCGGUCCGGGGAAGUAGGCACCAGGCGGUGAUGAUGCAGCCGCUCAUCUCGCGUGGAGGGUUGGACGCCAUGGACCCGCUGAUUCGUGAGCUGCAGUUUGCCUCGCGGUAUGAAUUAGAGGGAGGUUGA